Molecule: messenger RNA, 1602 nt
Organism: Camelina sativa (false flax)
Lineage: Eukaryota; Viridiplantae; Streptophyta; Magnoliopsida; Brassicales; Brassicaceae
Source: RefSeq, a predicted model, not a curated record
UUGUCCUUUCUCUCUCUCUGAAACUUUUUUUUUUUUCAUCACAUCUUCAAAAAAGUCACCGCCUUUAACAAUCUUCCCCAAUCUCUCUCUAUACAAACCCUAAUUUCAUCCAUGGAUCUCGUUGCAGAAGAGCUUCAAUUCCUCAACAUUCAAGGUAUAUUACGUGAAUCCACCACGAUCCCCAAAUUUUCCCCAAAAACCUUCUACCUCAUAACCCUAACCCUAAUUUUUCCUCUCUCCUUCGCAAUCCUCGCUCAUUCUCUCUUUACCCAACCAAUCUUAGCUCAGCUCGAUUCAAUUCCUCCGCAAGAUCAAUCCCAAACCAAUCACGAAUGGACCCUUCUCCUCAUUUACCAAUUCAUCUACGUCAUCUUCCUCUUCGCCUUCUCUCUCCUCUCCACGGCAGCCGUCGUCUUCACCGUUGCGUCUCUUUACACGGGAAAGCCUGUUUCUUUCUCGUCAACAUUGCACGCGAUUCCUCUGGUUCUGAAGCGUUUGUUCAUUACCUUCCUUUGGGUUUCUCUCUUGAUGCUUGUGUACAACUCUGUUUUCUUGUUGUUCCUCGUGGUUUUGAUCGUGGCCAUCGAUUUACAGAGCGUGAUCCUCGCUGUGUUCUCGAUGGUUGUGAUCUUUGUUCUUUUUUUGGGUGUUCAUGUUUAUAUGACUGCGUGGUGGCAUUUAGCUAGUGUUGUCUCUGUUCUUGAGCCUAUUUAUGGGAUUGCUGCCAUGAGGAAGAGCUAUGAGUUGCUUAAAGGAAGGACUAGUAUGGCGUGUACUAUGGUUUUUGUGUAUCUUGCUCUUUGUGGUGUCACCGCUGGUGUUUUCGGUGCUGUUGUGGUUCAUGGAGGAGAUGAUUUUGGGUUGUUUACAAAGAUUGUGGUUGGAGGUUUCUUGGUUGGGAUACUAGUGAUUGUGAAUCUUGUGGGUUUGCUUGUGCAGAGUGUGUUUUACUAUGUUUGCAAGAGUUUCCAUCAUCAGGAGAUUGAUAAAUCCGCGUUGCAUGAUCAUCUCGGUGGGUAUCUUGGUGACUAUGUUCCUUUAAAAAGCAGCAUUCAGAUGGAGAACUUUGAUAUUUGAUCGAUAAUGGAUCGGAUGAUGAUGAAGAAAAAGAAGAUAAAGAAACAGUUUUUGCGGUUUGUCAUUCAAGAAUGGAGGAUACAGAUCCCUUCUUCGUUUUUACAAUGUCAGAAGUGAAGAAGACUAUGCCUAUGCCACACCAGAGACAGUCCUUGAAGUAUAAUAAAACCUGCCAGAUCAUCUCUGGAGUCACAUUUGCAGGAGCGAGCACCUCAUUACCAGGUCAAGUUUUAACCCGUGAAAGAGAUGAAUAUCUGAAUUUUUGUGUUCCUCUGUAUCAAGCUACAUUGAAAGGUGAAUGGAAAGAGGCAAAGCUAAUAAUCGAUCAGAACAAAUCAUAUUGGAACAUCCUAUCAGUAUUGCAUGAGUGAGCACAUACUCUGUAUCAUGUAGUAUUACUUAGUAUUUUAGUAUUAUGCAUCUUAAGAGCUUUCGUUUAAAAUUUAUGGGUGUCUUUGUUGUAUCAUUAUUGUGAACUUUGUAGUGUGGUCAUAUGUGAGACAUCUUAAUCACUUUCAGAGAGUA